Messenger RNA from Leptonychotes weddellii (Weddell seal), 4226 nucleotides. Lineage: Eukaryota; Metazoa; Chordata; Mammalia; Carnivora; Phocidae. The record is from RefSeq and is a predicted model, not a curated record.
AUGGGAGACAGCCCAGCUUGGCAUGCAGAGGAGGGGGCUGUGGAGAGGAGCCAGCGCACACGCUCAGGGGGGCCCCAGGACUUCCUCCUCCUGUGGAAACAGGUCACGGCACUCCGCAUACAGCUGGCCGAGCUGCGUGCGACCACAGAGAGGGGUCUCACGGACAUGCGAGCAGAGGCGGCCAGGACAGCCUGGCGCCUGCAAACGGCCUGCCUGAACCUUGACUCCAACCUGCGUCUGUCAGCCAGCAGCGGGGCCAGUGCCCUGGAGCAGCAGGCCCUGCAGGCUGUGCGGCUAGAGCAGCAGCUACGGGACAAGGUGCAGGAGAUGCUCCAGCUGCAGGGCCGCUGGGACGCAGAGAAGGUGGCGCUCCAGGCCAGGGUCUCCAAGCAGACGCUCCUGGUGGAGAAGCUCACAGAGCAAAACUCGAAGAAGGAGGCAACCAUCUCUUCCCUCAGAAUGCAGAUCCAGAAGCUGGUGCGUGGGGCUGCGAGAAGGCGGGCACAGGGUGGGGGUUCGGCGCCGGCCCUGCUGAGGCAUCUGCUCCGGCCACAGCAGUCCCAGCGCACCAGAGGCCAGCUGCUAGCGGACACCUCGGAGGACGAAGCCGAGUCCCUGCAGCACGUUCUCAAGAGCAUCCCGGAGGUGCAGGUGGCCCGGGCGGAUGCCGGGGGCCCGGAGCUGGCAUGGGGUGGCAGUGCUGGAGCUGAGGAGGCCCGGGGCCCUCUGAGGAGGCCCAUGCGCUCUGCGUCCCCCCACCGGGGUGUGUCCCCACCGCGGGCCCGCUCCCCGGACACCCCGGACCCCACACUGCAGGCUGUGCAGACAGCCUUUGGGAGGCGGAGGCUGCAGGAGCAGGAACUGCGCCUGCAGCUGGAGUCCUCGCAGGCCGUGGCCGCCAGGCUCCGGGAGCAGCUGUCCGAGAGCCAGCAGGAGCUGCAGGCCUCAAGGAGGCUCCUGCAGGAGCGGGUGCGGGAGCAGGUGCAGGAGCGCGAGGACCUCCUGCGCAGGCUACGGACGCAGAGCCGGGAGGCACAGCACUGCAGGGUGACCAGCGAGCUCCUGCGAAGUCAAGGGCGCCUAGAACAGCUGGAGGAGAAGGUCUCGGGGCUCAAGAAGGAGCUGGUGGCAGCCCAGGAGGCACUGAACUCGGCCCGGCUGCAGAGGGACGUCCUGGACAGCGAGAGGGAGGGUCUGCGCAGAGCCCUGGCCCGGGCCGAGUCCAGCAGCACGGACCUGGGACUGCUCGUGACGCGGCUGAAGUCGGAGGGGGUGGAGCAGAGGGACUCCCUGGCCAAGAUGGCGGCCCUGACAGAGGCGCUGGCUCAGGACAAACGCAACCUGAGCCACCUGGUCCUGCAGCUGGAGCAGGAGCGGGACCAGCUGCGGGAGCAGCAGAAGGCGCUGGAGCAGGAGCUGGAGCUCUUGCAGACGGCGUGCGGGGGCCUGCGGCAGGCCUGCGGGCACCUGGAGAAGCAGCUACAGGGCCAGGCGGCCCGGUUCCAGCAGCAGUGGGACCAGCUGCAGGAGCAGAUGGGCCAGGUCACAUGCAAGAAACAGGCCUUGGAAGAACAGCUGGCCCAGAGCCUGCAGGACCAGGAGGCCCAGAUGGACACUCUGCAGAGGGCCCUGCAGGAGAAGGAGGCUUUGUCUGAGGAGCGGACCCAGCUGCUGGCCAAACAGGAGGCCCUGGAGAGGCAGGUCCAGCUCACAGCUGAGGAGGCAACUGACCUCAGGGCCGAGAGGGACUCUCUGGAGAGCAGCCUCUUUGAGACCCACCAGCUGUUGAGGCAGCUACAGGACCAGCGGGAACAGCUGGAGGGAGAGGCCCAGAGCGUGCGGCUUGCUCGGCAGGCCCUGCAAGUGGAAAUGCAGCAGCUGAAAAGUACCUGGGAGGUCCAGGAGACAAAGCUACAGUGGGACGUGGGGCGGCUUCAGCGGCAAGUGGUACAGCAGGAGCGGGAGAUGCAGCUGGCCCUGGAGAGCCAGGCGCUGGCCCACCACGAGGACCUGGCUCGGCUCCAGAGGGAGAAGGAGACGCUGAGUCUGUCUCUGACAGAGGAGAAGGAAGUGGCAGCUCGCUGUUUGGAACAGGAGAAGAAGCUGGUAGCAAAGAAUGUAGCCAAGAGGGAGGCUCUGAAGGAGGAAAUCCAGAGCUUGAAGCACGAGAGGGACAAGAGUCUCCUCCAACUGGAACAUGAGAUGCAACAGGCCCUGUCACUGAAAGAAGCAGAGGGGAGGCUGCUGAGGGAAGAGCUCUCCAGGUCCAUGCAGGAGCUGGAACAGGUGCAGCAGAAGGCCCAGAGCCAGCAUGAGCAAGCCGAGGCCACCAUCAGCGCCACGACCACAGAGCUGAAGGCCCUGCAGGCCCAGUUUGAGGACGCCAUCUCGGCCCAUCAGAGAGAGGCCUCGGCUUUGGGCGAGAGUCUCCGGAAGAUGGCGGCAGAGCGAAGCAACGCCAGGAGAGAAGCCGAGAGGCUGCGGGCCCAGCUGGACGAGGCCCGGGAGGGGCUGGCUGUGCUGCACGGGGAGCUGCGGGGCAGCGAGGAGAGCCGUGAGGGGCUUCGCAGGGAGGCCCUGGAGGCCCAGCGGGCCCUGGGUGAUGAGGCCCGCGAGCAGGACGCGCUGCGGUGCUCCAACGCUGAGCUACGGGCCGCGAUCCGCAGGGCUGAGCAGGAGAAGGCCAGUUUUCAGAGGUCCAAGGAAGAAGGGGAGCAGAAGGUGCUGGUCCUGGAGGAGGCCCGAGCCGUGGCCCAGAAGGAGGCCUGUGAGCUGCGGGCCAGGCUGAGGGAGGUGGAGCAGGCUCAGGCAGAGGCCCACCGGGAGCUCCAGGAGCUGGGCAGGCAGGUGAACAUGCUGGAGGCUGAGAACCGGAGAAAGAGCCACGAGGUCCUGAGGCUGCAGCAGAAACUGGCGGAGGUGGAGGCCGCAGCAGAGGCCCAGAAGCAGCGGCCGGAGGAGCGUCUCUGCCAGAGCCAGGGGGCCGAGCACACCGUCGGGGCCGAGCUUCGCACAGCCCCCAGGAGGCUGCAGCGGGCCGGGGGUGCGGCUGAGGGCCUGCAGGCUCGCCUGGACGAGGCCUGCCGCCAGGUCCACAGCCUAGAGCAGGCUCUAGCUCAGGCUGAGGGUGCCAAGCGGGAUUCGGAGGGCCAGCUGAGCCGGCUGUGGUCCACGCUGUGCCGUGGCCUGGGGCUCCGGGGACAGAGACCCUCAGGCUUCCCUGAGCGGCCCAGCCUCCCCAGGAAAGGCUCAGAUGGCAUCCAGGCUCGCUCCCCGCGGCAGAGGGCCAGCCCCCCCGCCCGGUCCCGCUCCCCACUGCGAUGGCCCUCACCUGCACCUGGGGACCACAGCCCGGAGGUGGACGUGGACUCUGUGUGGGACGCCCUGCGGGACUUGGUGCAGCAGCUGCAGGAUGCCCAGAGGGAACGGGACGACUGGCACUUCCAGGCGGUAAGCCUGAGCGGCCGGCUGAGUGAGGCAGAGAGCGAGCGGGCCCAAGCCCAGAGCCGUGUGCGGCAGCUACAGAAGGCGCGGGCAGACGCGGAGGAAGGUUGGCGCCAGGCAGAGGCCGAGAUGAGCAGCACCCAGGCGGCGCGGGCCCUGCAGGAGGAAGUGCUCCAGAGGCUGGAGCUCAAGUACCUGGCGAGCACGCAGGCGGCCGGCCAGGAGAAGCGGAGGCUGCAGGAGCAACUGGAUGCGCUGCACAGGGCCCUGGAUGAGAGCAGAAGGCACGGCCAGGGCCUGGCCCAGAGAGGGAAGCUGCUGGAGGAGCAGGUCGCCCGCCUGCAGCGCAGAUGCCGGGAGCCCUUGCCGCAGAUGGAGCAGGAGAUGCUAAGGAAGGAAGGGGACACGGCCCGGCCAGGGGCCAAGAAGGAAUCCCGUCCGCCUGCCCGAUGUUUCCCUCCCACACACGCCCCCUCUCCUCAGGAGCCACAGAGCUCCGCACAACCCCAUGCCUGGGGGCCCUGGCCGCAGGGUCUGCCCACCCCACCUGAGCUCCUGCCCCAUCCCCAGGUGGCCAGUCUGAAGAAGCAGCUGGACCAGGAGGUGUCUCGGCAGCAACAAGCCUGCCUCAGCCAGGCCUCCCGGCCCAAAAAGUGAGCCCUGCUGCCCAAUGCCCCCGGGUGGCCUGCCCACCACAGCCGAGAGCCGCCGGGGCCAGCAGAGCCCCCGCCAGGAGAACAGAGGCCCCGGGCUGUUCAUUCACAGCCCGGAGCCCACCACUC